Molecule: messenger RNA, 1259 nt
Organism: Teleopsis dalmanni
Lineage: Eukaryota; Metazoa; Arthropoda; Insecta; Diptera; Diopsidae
Product: calcitonin gene-related peptide type 1 receptor-like
Exons: 7
Coding region: 483-1259 (258 amino acids)
Biological process (GO): adenylate cyclase-modulating G protein-coupled receptor signaling pathway
Cellular component (GO): plasma membrane
Molecular function (GO): calcitonin receptor activity
Source: RefSeq, a predicted model, not a curated record
UAAUUGACUUUGCUGCUAAUUAAAUAGCAAAAAAACUCAUAACAAAUGCCAAGGCAACUUAAGGCACGGGAUCCACAAAGGAGUAAAAAUUCAGCAAAUUAUGUUAGUUGAGCAACGAUAAAAUUCAAUUUAACUUUUGUAUUCAUGAGAAAACAUCUACUAAAUAAUACCAAAAGGAUAUUAAAUAACUGAUAAAGGAUAAAGGCAACAGAAUCAACCUUCUGUAAAGCAAACAAACUGAAAUAACAGAAAACAAGAAGAAAAAAUCUAUCACAAAAACAUAAAUCCACACAAAUAUUUAUGUCCUUACGUUUGUAUGCAGAUAUGUGUGUGUCGGCGUCUAUGGAAACGUAGCUUAGAAUCCUUUUUGUAUAAAAUAAAAACACACAAAAACAAAAAAACAAAACAACAAAAAAAUAUAAACUGUUUGAACAAAUAAAAAUCAUAAUAAAAAAUACUCCAAAGGCAGUAUUAGAAAAACAAUGGGUGAAAAUCAAAUUUCUGGCAGUGCACAUUCCACUGCCAGUUCCAUAGCUGCCAUUCUACAAAACGUAUUAACAACGACAACAACAACAAGUUCCAAUUUAGUUGCCGGCGGAAUCGGUACGGCGGAAUCAGAUGGAACGGAAGCUCCGCCCGACCCCUUCGUAAAGCUUCGCAGACAAUGUUACGAGCGCUUAAACAAAACAGCAACGAAUUACGUUGCAGGAAAACUCUGUCCUGGCACAUUUGAUGGUUGGCUUUGUUGGCCGGAUACAGCUGCUGGCACUUCCGCUUACGAACCUUGUCCGGAUUUCAUAAUAGGUUUCGAUCCAUUAAGGUAUGCACACAAAGAGUGUGAUGAGGACGGAGAAUGGUUUAAGCAUCCACUAACAAACAAAACCUGGUCCAAUUAUACAACCUGUGUAAAUCUGGAUGAUUUAGAGUGGAAGCACAGCAUUAAUCUUAUAUCUGAAGUGGGCUAUUGUAUAUCAUUAAUAGCAAUAUUACUAUCUCUAGCGAUAUUGGGAUAUUUCAAAUCCUUGAAAUGCGCACGUAUAACACUGCACAUGAAUCUAUUCACUUCCUUUGCAGCUAACAACUCACUAUGGUUGAUUAAAAGUUUAUUAAACUACAACAUCAGUAAGGUCUUAACCUUUAUCAUAUGGGCAACUAUGUGGUUAGAUAUAAAAUGUAAAGAAAUGAAUAACACACUAUACUUGAAUUCUUGGUUGGGUAGGGUAUGCAUGGAUCUUGAAGUGCAACCAUUUACUCAGUAG